CAAAAUUCACUUUCAAAUAUAAUAUGAUUUCUUCUAUUAUCGACUACAUUCAAAAUAUAUAGAGACAUUAUACACUGACACAUACCAAUAAAUACAUAAACGUUAUGUAUGUACAUGCAUAAGGCACUCGCUAAACGUAAACAAAACUCCUCGGUUACGUUUCGGUCAUGGAUUACAGCUCAGUGGCGGCGUUCGAAGAAGCGGCUUGUCCGUUAUACAGUGCCACUUUAUCAAAAAGCUCUUUGUCUUGUUUCAUGUUUCAAAGUGAUGAAAUAAUCUCUCUACUUUUUCUUUCGGUACGGCUUCUUCAUUUGUUUGCUUCAUGCAAACAUUAUUUUGAGUGUCGAAUUCUGAGGACUAACAUUGCGUCAUGAAGGUGUCCAUUGUGUUAAGGCGGUCGACAAUAAUUGUGUUUCUAUAUAUGUAACAAAUAUGUAGUGGACGAAAGUGAUUGCAGUGUUAAAUGAUUUGGUUGAUGUGCUUGGUCAGAACGAGAGGAUUAACAACUGAACAAUUAGAGGAUUACGCAUAUACAAAUCUUAUUAUCUUGUUUCGGAAGUCUUUGAGUGUCAGCGGUUCUUUUUAACUCAGCAAUAUGGAUGAAAAAGAAAAUAAUUUACAAACUCAUUGUAAUGGAGAAAACUCAUAUAAGAUAAGACAGCUUUCUGAUGGUUUACAAAGGAUUGAUAUUAAUCAGAUUGAUUAUUAUAAUGGAUUAGGUACUAGUGAAAGUUUAGAUGCAACGAUUGGCUAUAAGAAUAAUGAUUUUCAAGUGACUAUUAAUCUUAACGAAGAAUGUCAAUUUAAAAAUAAACAUCAUACCUUAAAGAAUACAGUUGAUACAGAUGUCAAUAUGUUGCUUGAGUUUGGAGAAGGCAUGGAAAAUCAAAAUUCAAUGGAGUCAUUUAUAGGUUCACCGAAAUCAAAUAAUGAAGGUGCGAAAGCAUUAAAGAAAGAAACAUGUCACGAAGCAAAUCAACAAGGCAUCAAUGUGCAAAGUGCUAAAAUUAAAUAUCACUCUUCUGAGCAUGCAAAUGUAAUCAAAAGUAGAAGCUAUCAAAGCUACAGUAAUUUAAUUACCAAAUACUGUUUUAAAUGCAAGUUAAUUUCAAAGAAUAUUGUAGACUGGAAGUGCUCCAACUGUCAGUUGUUAUUACAAUUUAAAUGUAAGAAAUGUAGCAGUGUAUUCAAAAACUACAUCGGGAUAUUGAAUCACAUAAAAUGUGAAUGUUACACAUUACCAACCUACUACUGUCCUAUUUGUAAUUACAAUACUUAUAGUAAAGUCAGUCUUAUACGUCAUACACAAACUGAGCAUUCCUUGUUCGAUGAAUCAGAAUACUCUCAUCGGUGUUCUACGUGCAAAAAAAAAUUUAAAGAGCAGCAUUCGCUAUUAAGACAUCAAAAAAUGUGUGAAAAUAAACUUAAUUUAAUCUGUCAGUAUUGCCCUUACAAAACUAAUCUGCAUCAUCUUCUUAUACAACAUAUACAGAAGAAACAUCAUCAACAUGUUAUUAGCUGUCAUAAGUGUCCUGGUUGUGACAAGAAGUACAAAGAUUCAAGAACACUUCAUUUACAUAUGAAAUUCACAUGCAAUGUAAAACAAUUCUUCCAAUGUGAUCAUUGUCAUUUUAAAACUGAUAACAAGUUUUCUUUGGUUAGGCAUGUUCAAGAAGUACACCAUUAAUUUAUGAAAAAAUCAAUCUUGUAAAUAAGUAAGGUACUUUUCUCAUAUAAAAAGAAUUAUUUUAUUGCAUUCAAAGUGAUAAUUGUGUAAUAAUAAUUAUUCAAUUCAAAUUUGUUAAUAUUUUUUCCAUUGUAAAAUAUAUACUUAUUAUAUUUCUUAUAUCUUUAUGAUAACAUUAAUGAUUUAAAUUAAAAGUGAAAAUUAGUUUUAAGAGUUCAAAGAAUAUGAUUGUAAAUAAUUUUGUAGAA
Messenger RNA from Phymastichus coffea, 1935 nucleotides. RefSeq names its product zinc finger Y-chromosomal protein 1-like. The transcript is spliced from 8 exons. The record is from RefSeq and is a predicted model, not a curated record. Gene Ontology annotation, cellular component: nucleus. Bases 596 to 1687 code for a protein of 363 amino acids. Gene Ontology annotation, molecular function: RNA polymerase II transcription regulatory region sequence-specific DNA binding; DNA-binding transcription factor activity, RNA polymerase II-specific. NCBI's taxonomy places the organism in Eukaryota, Metazoa, Arthropoda, Insecta, Hymenoptera, Eulophidae. Gene Ontology annotation, biological process: regulation of transcription by RNA polymerase II.